This is a messenger RNA of Colletotrichum chrysophilum, 813 nucleotides long. RefSeq lists its product as uncharacterized. The transcript has 2 exons. Gene Ontology annotation, molecular function: zinc ion binding; nucleic acid binding. Bases 1 to 813 code for a protein of 270 amino acids. NCBI's taxonomy places the organism in Eukaryota, Fungi, Ascomycota, Sordariomycetes, Glomerellales, Glomerellaceae. The record is from RefSeq and is a predicted model, not a curated record.
AUGGCCCAGAAAACCAACCGCUGGAACAACAACAGUCAGAAAAAUGACAGCUGGAAAAAGGACAAACAGUGUUACAACUGCAACCAGAAGGGACACUUAGCCUACGAAUGCAAGGAGCCCAAGAAACAGAAGUGGCAACCCGUCCACGAACGAACCAAGCAGAUCAGCAUGGCAACCAAGACACCCCACGCAUCCCUGUCAUGGACCGGGUGCUACAACGACAACUGUCCCACGCACCAAAGCGACAAAGAAGCAUCGGGAUACUACCCCCGAAACCCUGACCAGGGAAGAUCAGGUUAUGACGACCUGAUCGAGCAAAGAAACUGGCGAGAAGAGAUCGCAGGACGACCCAAGACCCUCGCCAUGGCCUUCAGAGCAAACAGUAAGAUGGCCCGAGAGACUGUAGAACAGCUUGACGAAAUGCUACGAAUCCAACAACUGGGACCCGCUAGCUCGUCCACGGCCCUUCAGUCGGCACACGAACAAGAACUCGAUGAGCAAGUUGAGGAAGAAUCCGACGAAGAACCGGAUCACCAACACGACCCUAUGGAAGAACAACGACUGCUCAACCUCACGAGCAACUGGACUUUUGGAGAAGGAGAAAGUUCACAAUACGACUCGGAAGAACCUCGUGACGUUGCCCGCCAACGUGCUCAGGCAGAGAUCACCUAUGGGUUCACCCCCAGCGUGGACGACACUAGCUCUGAAGAGGAAUCCGACGACGAGGAAGAAACCCGACAGCUCCUUCAGUAUCAGACAAUCGACAUAGAACACGACGAACAACAACGAAGACCACCCAACCCUGAGAAGUGA